CUCCCUCACCUACCGCCCCACGCGCGCGCGCGCUCGCGCACCACGCGCCCCGCGCCGCCCGCCAGGAUCCUGGCCUCUCGAGAGCAAGAAAUCCUGACCUCUGAGGGAGCUGGCCUCAACUCCUGAUACCUGGGACUGGGAACUAGCAACAGCCUUAGUGGAGGAUGUGUCUCUACCAGCAUUCUCCAUUCGUCAGACCGAACUUGAUUGGAAUGGAUGGGAUCUACAAGCAAAAGCAUCCCUCUGUGGAAGUCUUAGAGGAAGCGUCAGAAAUCGGAGGGCACCUAAUAUUAUGGACUGAAUGUUUGUGACUCCCCAAAUUCAUAUGUUGAAAUCCUACUGCCUAAUAUGAUGGUAUUGGUGGGCCUUUGGGAGGUAAUUAGGAUUAGGUGAAGUCAUGAGGGUGGAGUCCUCAUGAAAGGGAUCAGUGCCCUUAGAAUUCAGGAGGGAGCUUGCUUCCUCUGCGCUGCUCUUGGCCACGUGAGUAUACAACAGUAGACUGCUGUCUACAACUUGGAGACAGACAGGUUCUCUCGUGAGAACCCAACAGUGCUGGCACCCUGAUCUCGAACUUCCAGCCUCCAGAACUGUGAAAAAUACGUUCUGUUGUCUAUAAGCCUCCCAGUUUAUGGUGUUUUGUUAUAGCAGCCUGAACAGACUAAGACGCUUGCUGAUAUAAAAUCAUAUAGUCGUCCUAGCUUAGCAGCUACUAAUCAGCAUUGGGGAAUGAGUGAGUGGGGAACCAGUAUGCACAUAGCAACUCAUUUAACAGAAUCCGGAAGAUUCCAAAGUGAAUGUUCUUUUUUUGUUUGUUGUUUGUUUUAAUCUCUACCAUUUGUAUCUUUCGCUGUUUCUGGCAUUUAGAUAGACAACUGAUAAUAGUAUUGACUUGGGUAAAGCUUGGGUGAUUUCCGACUUAUUCAAGAUUCACAACUUCAUAUAUGCCAGAACUCUUUCUUAGCUCCCCCUUCUUUCCAAAAGGAGGGGGCCCCAACUUCCCUGCUGAGGGAUGCUAGGCACUAUUCCCCUUAUUGCAAAGGCAUCUCCUGCUGCUAGAGCCCCCUGCAUUACCGGAAAGUGCUGUAGCUCUUGGGAUCCCUUUCUUGGUCCCAGCACAUUCUUACAUGCUCAUGGAACUGAGUUAGUAGGGAUUUUAUUCUUCCUCUCUGAGUAACAUGUGUUACAGAUUGGUGUUUAUAUAGCCACAGUAUGAAAACGUUACCUCUAAAAGCUAACUUGGAAAUCUCCUAGUUAGAUACAUAAACAAGUAGAUACAUUUUAUGUUUUCUUUGUUAGAGGAUGCCACCUGAAGAUUUCUAAUAUCAAAUUGCAUAAUUGGCUUAGCCUGGUAAGAGGUGAUUGCCUCAUAGAGGUUCCAUAGUUGCUGUAGAAGCAUGGGGCCGGCAGAACCUGUGGUCUUACAGGCCACUGUUAGGAUAUUGAGGAGCGUGGCCAUGGCUGGGGACCAAGUCCCUGUGGAAAAGAGAAAGGCUGUUUCAGUGCCUUGAGUGCUAGACACCUGGUACCAAUUAGACCACACCUGCUUUCUGCUGUUUGGUCUCUCCCGUUCUUUCUUAAAAAAAAAGUCACUGAAAAUCAGAAAUGUUUCAGAUUCUGACCCAAAUCUCUGUGUAUCUUUAUAACGUCUCAAAACCAUAUGUGAAUUCUGGUGAUAGUAGUAAAUAGGUGAGCAAGUUUUGCCUAUUCUCUCAUUCCGAGGUAGAAGAAUAUCUCAUUCUGAUAUUGAAAAAUUCUCAGACAGGUGAGCAUCUUCACAAAAGAAACGUAGGAGGACUAUGUCAGCAUCCUUCACAGCAUCCAAACAGGACCAAACACAUCAGUACUAGGGAGCGUUUGUUAAAUAAAUGGUCCAAAGCAAAAAGUAAUGGCAACUGGCUGCUUUUUAUUUUCAUUUCCCAUCUUACCGGCUUUUUCAAAACAUCAUUUUGAUUCCAACAAACUUGGAUCCCUCAUUAUAUUUCCAGUGCUGUGUUUGAAGACUGCUCGAAUGUCAGCCCCUGGCUGUUUAUGCGUGCACAUAUGCAUAGACUGACUCGCUCUAUCCAAACACAGAAGUGCCUGCUUAGUUGAUGUGAUCAACUGGGGGAAUUGGUUGUUAGGUUGAAGAAUACUCUGGAAGGUAGGUGCACCUUUAAUUUCACCCAAAACAUGUUGAGAUGAUUUCUUAGAGGGUUGCUUCAUGACGGUAUGCUGCAUUAAUUUACUUAUUGUAUUGCUUUGAGAGUAUUAUAAAUUCAGCCAGCAUUUAUUAUUGAGCAUCUGCUAGGCUCACAGACCUGUGCUGGGCCCUCUCUGCCCCUGCCUUCAGGUUGUUGACCAUCUGACCUGAUAGACUGCAUAAGGAAGGGACAUCAAUACGAAUACUACACUCGUUAAAUAACAGGUGCAUGGACCUCCAGCUGAAAGAAGGGACUCAGAUGAGGUGGAAGGGCUGGGGGAAGGACCAGUUUGGGAAGAUGUAGAACUGCAGUUGGCCUUAAUGGAUGGUGAGGAGGAGAGGGAGCAUUCCAUGUAGUGGGGAGCAAUUAUAAGCAAAGGCUAGAAGUUGGAGUUCACAUUGUGUUUGCAGAACAGGGAGAAGCCUGGUCCACUUGUGGAGGUGAGGUCCUGUGUUGGAAGGAAUGGUGAUAAGGCCGCAAAGCUUGUGUGGUGCCAGGCCCCAGAGGCGUUCUCCUCCUGCAUAUCCCAGUGGUCUGGAAGGCAGCCCAGCAGCAGCACAGGGAGGGGCUGGGGGCCGCUUGGCUGGGUUCCGCUCCCGCCUACAUUUACCCUGAGCUGCGUGAUCCUGGGUAUCAGGCAAACUCUCUGUGCCACCGUUUCCUCGUUUGUAAAGUGAGGACAAUGAUUUUGUGUAUGUCACAGGGUUGCUGUGAGGAGUAGAAGAAUAAUCACAUAAAGCGCGUAGCACGGUGCUGAGUCCUUGGUAGAGAUCAUCACACCAUUAGUCGUUCAGCAAGGGGGAGUAGUAGUGGCAUAGCUUUUCCUUUGUUGAAAGCUUCAUGGGUUGAGGCUUGAAGAGGCUUUGUGGAGUUUCCUUUUGCCCGGAUGGAGUUGAAGAUGGGAAUUUAGAGGUGUCACCAUGAUCUCCAGCCUCUACUGGAAGGGAUGGGAACGUGUACAGUCUGGUUUCACUCCUUCUCCAUUUCACAGAUUUAGGAAUUGGUCAUGGUGAUGGGCAAUGUCCCCUAAUAGCAACAGAGAACUCGUAUGCGAGUCAGUUAGAGGAAGUGGAUUAUUGGGCCAGAAAUAACUGGAAGCUUGUUUGCUUGCCUCUUUGUUUCUCGGUUAACACUUUAUAUUGUAUACCCAGAAGCUGCUGCUGUGCUGACAAGGAUGAAAUAGAGAAUUGAAUCUGAAUAAAUCAAAAUGGAAAAUAACUGUGAAUACCCCUAAGUAAUUGUUGUGUCCAACUUAGAUAACUCAUUCAUGCUAAUUCUGUUUGUUGUAGUUACACUUCGGGUAGAUAAGAAAAUGGAAAGCAGCUUUGUCUAUAUAAAAGCAGGAAUUCUUUUCAUACUGUUCCUUGAAGCUUUUCUGGGGUUUUUUUUAGCCGAAAGUAAGUUUAAUUUAUCUAGUCAGAAGUUUCAGUUUUUACUAAGCUUGUCUUUGUAAAGAUAUGAAUAAGUUGUACUUCAGUCCUAUCUUCAUGGUGGAAAUUGUGUGAAAAUUUUUAUGACACGAGCAUUCCAGCCCAUGAAGAAACAGCAUCUUCAAAGGAUAACAUUACAAAACACGUUUUUGUUUAUCACAUUGCUGUCCUUCAGUGGAGAUGGGAUGGUGAAAUCUCAACACCCUGUCCUUCAGGGCCUCUUCUCAGACCAGGCUGCAAGCUGGCCCCAGAGAAGCUGGAGUGGACGCAGACACACCCUCCAGACUUUCUUCAUUGUCACGUAGGAGAAAGAUCAAGAAAGAUUGUCACAUAUGGGAAACCCCUCCCCGCAGUCUCUGGAAAUGUGCUUUCCAGAAGUAGGAAACGUCUAGCCUUGUUCCUGACUGAUUCACCACUCAACUUGGUCCAGGAUAUGGGAAAGCGGAACCACCAAAAGGAGUAAUGACCGGCGAUCUCAUGAUAGAUCUGGAUGAUAGUUCUCAUGCCUCGGGAUAUCCAGUUGGGAACUCUCCAGCUCCUGGGCUCAGACUUUCAUCCACUAUAAAACCCUUCUUUGCCUGAACUCCUACUAAAGCCACUCCUAGCUAACUACGAAUGGCUACCCAAAGGAAACACUUGGUGAAAGAUUUCAAUCCUUACAUCACCUGCUAUAUCUGUAAAGGGUAUCUGAUCAAGCCAACUACAGUAACGGAAUGCCUCCAUACCUUCUGUAAGACUUGUAUUGUCCAGCACUUUGAAGAUAGCAAUGAUUGUCCAAGGUGUGGCAACCAAGUUCAUGAGACAAAUCCAUUAGAAAUGUUGAGGUUGGAUAAUACAUUAGAGGAAAUCAUAUUUAAACUGGUCCCUGGAUUACGAGAACAAGAACUUGAGCGUGAAUCUGAAUUUUGGAAGAAAAAUAAGCCUCAAGAAAAUGGACAAGAUGAUAAUUCAAAAGGUGACAAAUCUAAAGUAGAUGAAGAAGGUGAUGAAAAUCAAGAUGAUAAAGACUAUCACAGAAGUGACCCACAAAUUGCUAUAUGUCUAGAUUGUUUACGAAAUAAUGGGCAAUCAGGAGACAAUGUAGUGAAGGGUUUAAUGAAGAAAUUCAUUCGAUGUUCUACACGUGUAACUGUGGGAACUAUUAAAAAAUUUCUGAGUUUAAAACUAAAGCUUCCAAGUUCUUAUGAGUUGGAUGUGCUGUGCAAUGGUGAAAUUAUGGGGAAGGAUCAUACUAUGGAAUUCAUCUACAUGACAAGAUGGCGACUAAGAGGCGAAAACUUUCGGUGUCUGAACUGCUCAGCCUCGCAAGUCUGCUCUCAGGAUGGCCCUUUAUAUCAGUCAUAUCCCAUGGUAUUGCAGUAUCGACCAAGAAUUGAUUUCGGUUAGACCAAGGGGCCUAGAUCCCACUGAGAUGAAUCCUGCACUAUUUGUUUACUCAUCAACAGAUUGCACAGCGAACGGUGUGUGGACUAGAGGGACACAACCAGAUUUUCAGCAUGCAAAUAAGGCCACUGUCUGUCUCUAAAUUGUCAGUUGCAUUUAUGUUGUUUCUAUUAAGAGCAAACCAAGUGCCAUUCUGCUACUGACCCAUCUGCAUAAGUUAUUUGUGCUGUCUCUCAGUGUACAAUACAAGUCAUGGUUGAAAUCAGUUAGGUGUUCAGCCAUGAUUCAGCCUUCUGAAUAUUUUGCUUGCUUGUUCCAAGAUUGUUCUAAUGUUUGAUUACACUAGUAAUAUGGCUCAAUCUUUGUGGUGUUACAGUUUUCACAUACUUACUAUUUCAUUAAUUCUUGUUUAAAUAGAGUAUUGCACAAGAAACUAAUAAUUAUUCUAUCGAAAUUAUUUUGUAUGGGGAAUAUAUUUAGAAAAGUGGUUUUUGAGCCACUGUCCUGUUCUCAGUAAGCUUUUUGUGUGCAAAAUAGUUCAAGUUCUUUGGGGAAGAAUUCCAGUUAUUCUUUAACAUGUCGAGCACACUGGAAUCGUAGGCAUUUAAGUCAUUUGUCAGUGUAGUCUACCACUUGCACAAGGAGGGGAUGUGAGCCCCCCAGAUUGGAAAUGCAUGUGACUUCUUAGAGAACCGAAGUUGGAUUCAUAACCAUUCGAAAUGUUGGCAGCUGAUCACACUAUUUCUAAUAAAAUGAAUGUUUAAGGUUAAUCAUCUUCAUAAUGCCUUAUGACAAGCGGGUGCUGCUUCAUGAAAUGUCAUUGUAACCCAUUUUAUGGAUGCAUCAUUACAUUGUUGCUCUCAUUUGAUGAGUACAUUGUUUCUCUCUUUAAGUUGGCCUUAGGUGUGUGUCAUUGUGGCAUGCAGAGGGUGAUGAUAAUUUUAAAUAUUAGAAUCUUUAGAGCAGAUACCAUUAGCUACUUUAUGGAUUUCAAAAAUCUCAAAGCAUUUGUAGAUUCAAACUGUUCGUUACCUAUCACAUUUCCAAACCAUUUGCAUAAAGUAGAAUAAAUGCAGUAUAGUAGAUAAAUAUGCUAACCAAAAUGAAUGGUUUGAGGAUAUUUCAUUUUAGAUCCUAUAGCAAUCAGGGGGAAAUGGGAUUACUGUUUUAUAUGUAAGUUCAUUAAGGUCAGAGCUAUGAUAAUGUCCUUGAUUUUGCAGUUUUGUUAAGUCUUCCAUUCAUUUUGAGAUUAGUCUACAAGUCAAAGACAGUCUUGUUAUCUUAAAUUAUAUGAAGAACUUCAUUUUAAGCAUUUUUAAAUUUAUAGUUUUCAAAAAAACUUCUUUGGAAAUUGUUAUAUUAAUGUUUCAAAACAGGUUAACCUCUGAAACUUGGGAAAAAACCUUGAAAGUUAGGGAAAACAUUUGUUUCAGAAAUCUGACAUGAGCACAAUCUGUGUGUUGCACACGUUGUUUUUAUACUGUAUAUAUGGUAGAUGUGCUACAUUUUCCAGUAAAAUGUAUCACAGAUUAAUGCCUUCUGAAUCUCAAAAUGCUUAGAAAUAAAACAUUGUACAACUCUAAGAAACACAUACAACAUACAGCUAAAUCUUGAUGCAUUUCACAAUAUAAAAGUCUGAAAUAUCAUAAUUCUCUUUUCCAAAUACCUUUGUUUCAAGUCAGAAAAUCUAUAUUAAAAUUUCCUGUUGGUUUCGUUCUGACUUUUGUGGAAAAGGUUAUGGCAGUACUUUAAUUUCAUUUUGUUAGAUUGUGUUUGUGCUUAGAAGAGUCACAAGCAAAAUUUAAAAGGCAGGUUUUUGUUAACUCUUUUAAAAUGGUUGGAACAGACCAUUACACUCAACCAAAAACAAUUUACUCUUUAGCUACAGAAAUUAUUUUGUUAUGCUAUGCUGUGAAAUCCAAUUCACUGACAUCCCUAAGAAAAGUUAAAAUUAUAAAUUUGUCACAUUCAGGUUAGUGAUUUAAGUACUGUUUUACAUAUGGAAGUUAAUUUUAAUUGACUUAAUGCGAAAUGCAUUGAGAGUGUAUUUUAAAAAACCACAAAUGAGACCUGGAUGUUUUGGGGUCCCCAGCCAAAACUUAUAACCUUAAAUGAGUUUUAUAUACAUGAUCUCUUUAAAUUUGUCCUUUUGCUUCAUCAUAUGUAAUUUCACUGUUUUCCAAGGAAAUAUAUUGGAAGCAAUUAUGGAAUUUAAAAUAGUUUAGUGUAUUAACAUUUUUACUGAAAUGCAAUGGAAUAUGUGCCAAAACAUGUAAAAACCUUAUAUAAAGAAGGAUAUCAGUUGUCAUUUGGAGAAAGGUACACACUUUAUGAUGGUCCUGAGUAAUACGGUAUUACUAUUAGAACCACAGACUUCUUCAGGAAACCUCUUUUGAUGUAUUCAACUAUGAUUUUCUAAGUAUGGGACUACUUUCAUAUCUAGUAAUACACUAAAUUCCCAGUUAAUCAUUCCCUAAGUCAGGUUGUGGAGUUUGCAAGAAACCAGGUAUAGAAAAAAAUAUACAGACAACUUUUAUGGCUAGUUUUAUAAACUUAGGGUGCUAGUAAAAUAAACUAUUUAUAUAAAUAACCUAUAGGAAUAAUCAUCUGAAUUUACAAAAUUGGAGAACACAUAAAAUUGUUUUUCUUUAAUCUGUUGUUUCUUAAGCAACAAGCUGAAAGAACCUUACUUCCAUAAAAGAUUUUGUAAUCUUUUUUCUCUGCCUCAGAUAUCAUACUUGUAAAAGGGUCAGGAACCUUGGAUAUAAAGGCCUGCGGUUUAUAGACUUUAUCACUAAAGUUUAUCACUUUAACUUAAGUAAUCACAUCAGUUAAUAGAAAUAUCAGAAUAUGGCCUUUCUCUAAAUUAACAAAAUACUUUUAAGAAGUAAAAAAAAUAAACUAGAAGGCUCAUUGAUGAGGUAAUAUUAGCUCAUUCAAUCUAGGGCACAGGUACCUUGGGUAAUGCCUUUUACCUACUUUUAGAAAAGUAUAUUAUUUCUUUAUUCAUUGAAAAUCUGUCCCAUACUAAUAUGCCACAUUUUAUAAAUGUAAUGAGUUUGCUCAAGUAUAUUAUAUACACAAAUGUAAUCUAAAGUUAAAUGAUUCUUUAAGAGAAAAAAAAGGAUAUGUUAUAUAAUAUUGUGAACUGCUUAGCUUUAUUGAAAUAUUUAAGAGAAAGUGCCUCAUUGCAACUGUGCAUUUUUGUUUUAGAUCUACUGCAUAAAUUUUGAGUUAUCUGUACCUGUGUCUUAUGAAUGAUUUUGUAUCUAGGCGCUCGUAAGUUAGAGUAAUCUCUUUUUAAAAGAUUUUCGUAAGAAAAUACAUAUCACCAAAGACAUUUUACUGGUAAUUAAUAACCAUGUUGGAGAGACAGUUUUAAGUUUGGAGGUUGGAAAUUUUUAGAUUGCAGUUUAAUUUUAUAUUAGGUAAUAACCUUGAGUAAUUGCUAAAAUGUCACCAAAGAAAGGUUUUAAACUGAAUUUUCAUGGUGAGCUCAAUCAAGUGCAGGUUGUUCCUGCAAUAAUCAGAGCACUUCGUUUCAGAUAUGUUCCUUGUUUUUCCAGCACCAUUUGACAGAUCUUAGGAAAUCCUCAAAGGUGAGAAAGAAACACAACAAACAGCCCCCCUCUGGAUGAAAAGUGGGAGAAAUCCAUACUUUGAAAAGAAAGUUGAAAUUGAGAUUUUAAAUUCUAAUUUGAGAAACUUUUUAUUCCUUGGAGGCAAUGUAAACAAAAAUUAUGCUUAUUUAAGGUUUCUGGGUUCUUAGUAAUAUGAAAAAUUUGAUUAAAGACAGACUGGUAAAAGCGCUGACAGGCUUGUGUAUAUGUACUGUUAGACUCAAAUGUCAGUGCUUUUUCUGUACUCAAAAGCAAAAUUUUCAUAAUGGCUUAUUUUUUUUCUUGAAAAAGUUAACUCCUUGUCUUGUUUCUCAGCAAUUACUUUGUUAUUAGAAUUUAGCCAUACAGCCAGAUUUGGCAAAAUGUGUCUCAGAUCAAGAGCAUAUACAUGUAGUCAAGCACUCUCCUUACACCAUUCUCCCUGGGAGCUCCUUACACCAUUCUCCCUGGGAGCUCAUGGGGCAGGGCUCCCACUGUGACGUCUUUCUGAGAGGCCACGAGGCCAAACCUCCUCGGAUAGGAUAAGAAUGGAUGCACUCUAUUACAUACCCUGGCUUAGCAUAAGUAAUUUUCUAGCAGGCUAAGCUUUAGACAUUCAGAUGUUGGUUGUAGGGGAAUUGCAGAAAUGAAUGAGUUUGCCAUAACUGUAAUUUUCUGGAUUAGAAACACAAAAACGUGAAAUGCUAUUAUUAUUUCAAGAUAUAUAUCCCUACAAUAAGGAACACGACAUGUCUGCCAGAUCUGGCUUAUGAAAGAUUGAAAAAUGUUAAAUAUUCUAGAGAAUCUGAAAUCCUUUGAAAGCACAGAACAACUAAGCAAAUCUGGAUUUAUUUGAUAUAUGUAAUGCAGUAGUAUUUUGAUGGAAAAACAGAUUGAAAGUUCAUCAAAAUAUACUUAAAUAUACAUUGCAAGAUUUUCAUAAUUUUUUUCUACAGCAGUGGCAUUUUCCCAAUAAUUUGAAAGUGAUUCUCUUCCUCGUGUAAUGUCGUUUUCAUAAAUAGUGUUGACUUGUUAUAUUUUCAAACAAUUAAAAUGCUUGAGCACUUCCUUUUCAGAAAGUUAUGAAAUGAAACUUAAAAAUAAUUAUUUUAAAUGCUCAUUAAAAUGUGUCUGUAUACCUAUUAUGCCCCUUUUUCUAGUAUUCUACACUGAGACGUUGUUCAGAAAUGCUUUUUUAUUUUAAUUAUCUUUAAACCUAGAAUCGAGUGAAACUGAUAUAUGUGAAAUAUUGGGCCUAGUUUUCUUCCAUCUUUCAGAGCUUCAUGGACUAAGAAGUUAACCUAGUACAAAUGAGAUGAAAUAUUUCUGGGCAAUGUAGAGAUAGUAAACAGAUUAUCCAUAGACUUCACAUCGGUCCACUGGAGCAGGAGUUGUACAUAUUAGAAAUGUCAUGGGAUCAGCCUACUCUUGUUUGGGGUCCGUUUUCUUUUGCUCUAGUUUUUAGAAUGGGGAUGGGGGCCUAAGUGUCCUUAUGAGCUGUGGUCCACGACAGGAGCCUGUGAGGGGAGCACCAGGGUUCUGCUGCGUUCCUGCAUCUGGCAACACAACAGCAAGCACCAGUUCUUACCAGAGUAGCCCUCACGUUCAAUAAAGCCGUCAUAGGGUAUACUGUACAGUUAUGUUGCUAAUUUUCCUUUGAAAUAUAAAAUAUUUUAAGCUUUUUUUGUCAAAAGUGGUAACAUCUUAAUACAAAUAAAAACCUUUUUGUGGUUGUAAGAUUUAGCUUAUAAAUCAUUCAAAUUGAAGUGAAAGAUUACCAGGUCAUUGUUAAUGACUUAGUCUAUUAAGAAUAUAUGUAUUUUUGUAAAGGAAAAGCACUUGUAGAUAUUUAAUCAGUACAAGAUAUAUGUCUGUUUUGCAGAAAUAAAAUGCUGCUUAGAGAUUCUCUAAAUAUUUUUUAUUUUUGUGCUCAAAUGUAUUUUCUGUUGAUCUAUGGAAUGUUCUGUACAAAGCUGUAUGGUCGUACUGUUGGGCUAGAUACUUUCGUUUUUUAAAAUCUGGACUUAGCCGAGUAUAUUUGACCAUGUUAAAAAUAGUAUCUUUGUUAUUAAAAAUUUGAUUGCAUAA
Molecule: messenger RNA, 10680 nt
Organism: Hipposideros armiger (great roundleaf bat)
Lineage: Eukaryota; Metazoa; Chordata; Mammalia; Chiroptera; Hipposideridae
Gene: PCGF5
Product: polycomb group ring finger 5
Exons: 15
Coding region: 4226-4996 (256 amino acids)
Source: RefSeq, a predicted model, not a curated record